AAAAAUAAACCUACGUCGUUUCUGCUAGUUUUCCAUCCAUUUUUACAACAAAGUUUUAGAAGCGAUGGUGGCUUCGAGAAGUUCAUUCUCGUACAGUACUAUCGAAAUCCCGUAAUCGAGAUUGGAUGCACAUGGCCGAAAGGUGGGAUGCAGUGCAGUCGAUGCAGUUAACCUACGAAGUGUAGUGGUUUGUAAUCAAUCUGUCAAAGGACAAACAUUUGGAUACCCUCAUCGAUGGCAACAUGAAGAAAGAGAAGACCGCUGAUAACAGCCGACCUUAUAAAUUAGCCCACCAAAUUCUGAGCUUAACAGGGAUAAGUUUUCAGCGGAAAAGUAUUAUUGGCUUUGUGGAACUUACCAUAUUUCCCCUCAGAGACAAUUUGAGAUCUAUAAAACUCAAUGCAAAACAAUGCAGAAUUUAUCGAGUCAGUUUGAAUGAUUCUUACGAAGCACCGUUUCAGUACUUUGAUCCUUUCCUAGACAUCUGUCAAGGCGAUGGCAAACAGCGGUCUCUUGACUUUUAUUCAAACCACCACAUAGCUGCAGCUCAGCGAGUUGACCCAGACAACAAUGCUGGAGAAUUAGUGGUUCAGGUUCCACCCGAUGCUGCUCAUCUAGUAGCUGAGGGUAGAGCCUUACGUAUAGGGAUAGAGUUUUCACUCGAACAACCCCAGGGUGGUGUGCAUUUUGUCUUACCUGACUGUGAGGGAACCUUAGCAGAGAGGGGUGCGCACAUGUACACUUACAGCUAUGAGAACUCAUCUCGUCUGUGGUUUCCUUGUGUGGAUAGUUUUGCGGAGCCUUGUACAUGGAAAUUGGAAUUUACGGUUGAUGAUUCAAUGACUGCCGUAUCUUGCGGAGACUUGGUAGAGGUUGUUUAUACUCCAGAUAUGCGAAGAAAAACUUUUCACUAUGUUUUAAACACUCCAGCCUGUGCUCCGAACAUUGCUUUGGCUGUUGGGCCGUUUGAAAUAUUCGUUGAUCCUUACAUGCAUGAAGUUACCCACUUCUGUCUUCCGCAGCUUCUUCCAUCUCUGAAAGUUUCUGCAAAAUACAUGCACGAAGCGUUUGAGUUCUAUGAAGAAACUUUAUCUAAUAGAUAUCCAUAUUCUUGCUAUAAGCAAGUUUUUGUCGAUGAAAUCGACGAAGAUAUUAAUGCCUAUGCAACAAUGAGUAUCUUGAACACAAAUUUACUACACUCUACAGCCAUCAUCGAUCAAGUCUACAUUACAAAAAAAGCAAUGGCACAGGCAAUUGCAGAGCAAUUUUUCGGAUGUUUCAUUUCAAUGCAAAACUGGUCCGAUACAUGGCUCCCAAAAGGAAUCUCAACAUACCUUACCGGACUUUAUGCCAAAAAAUGUUUUGGCAACAAUGAAUACAGACAAUGGGUUCAAUCGGAGUUACAAGAAGUGGUCAAGUAUGAGGAACAGUUCGGUGGCAUUAUAUUGGACCCCUCGCAGCCUCCAGCUCCAUUGCCUAUAGCUGCAAAUACGCCAGCUCCAGCUCCUCGAGUACCUGAUCCAGGAUUUUAUUUCCCCAUUAGGAAUCUUCAUACUAUGUCACCAAAGUAUAUCGAGGUACUUCGUAAAAAAGCUCACUUGGUCAUCAGAAUGCUGGAACAUAGGAUUGGUCAAGAGCUUUUGUUGCAGGUAUUCAACAAGCAACUAUCUCUAGCAGCUAACGCUGCACAACAGAAAAUCGACUCUGGCUUAUGGUCGCACAUGUUAAUCAGCACAAAUGUGUUCACUAAAGCAAUUUUCACAGUUACUGGCAAAGACAUGGCAGUUUUUAUCGAUCAGUGGGUUAGAACAGGCGGCCACGCGAAAUUUAGUCUCAGUUUUGUUUUUAAUCGAAAAAGAAAUACUGUAGAAUUGGAGAUCCGUCAAGACACAACGCACCAAAGGGGCAUUAGGAAGUACGUGGGACCUUUAUUGGUAAACAUCCAGGAACUGGACGGGACAUUCAAGCAUACUCUGCAAAUCGAAGGAACUGUAGCUAAAGCAGACAUAACAUGCCACAGUAAAAGCAGAAGGAAUAAAAAGAAGAAAAUUCCUCUUUGUACAGGAGAAGAAGUUGACAUGGAUUUAUCAGCUAUGGACGAUUCUCCAGUCCUCUGGAUAAGGCUAGAUCCGGAAAUGACUUUAAUGCGAGCUGUGCAAAUUGAACAGCCUGAUUAUCAGUGGCAAUACCAAUUGAGGCAUGAAAGAGAUGUCACUGCUCAAUUAGAAGCUAUCGAAGCCUUACAAAACCAUUCAACUCCUGCUACUCGGUUGGCUUUAACUGAUACCAUUGAGAACGAACAUUGUUACUACAAAGUGAGAUGCCGGGCGGCACAUUGCCUAACUAAGGUUUGUUGGUUCCUCCAUCGUGUCUUCAGUCAAGUGCUCAUUUCAUGCACAAUACCCAUAUUUUUUCUAUUUCAGGUCGCGAAUGCAAUGGUAGCAACAUGGGCUGGCCCUCCAGCUAUGUUAGCAAUAUUCAGAAAGCUCUUCGGCUCUGCGUCAUGUCGGAGGAUAAUAAAGCAGAACAAUUUCACUAACUUUCAGCAUUAUUUUUUGCAGAAGACAAUACCCGUUGCCAUGGCUGGCCUGCGUAAUGCUCACGGCAUAUGUCCACCUGAUGUCCUAACUUUUUUAAUGGACUUAUUCAAGUACAAUGAUAAUAGUAAGAAUCGUUAUUCAGACAAUUAUUACAGAGCGGCCCUGGUGGAUGCUUUGGGUGCAACAGUCACUCCAGUGAUCAGUGUGCAGCAAGGCACUGCCAUAACAGCUGAGUCCCUGUCUAUAGAUACAAAAGCGAUUCUUGAAGAAGUAACGAGGAAUCUAAAUCUGGAGAAACUUCUUCCAUGUUAUAAAUACACCGUCAGUGUUUCUUGUCUGAAAGUUAUAAGGAUUCUACAGAAGUUUGGCCAUCUUCCCAGUAAUCCGCAUUUAUUCCGAGCUUAUGCAGCUUAUGGCCAAUUCAUUGACGUUCGGUUGGCUGCUCUAGAAGCUUUGAUAGAUUUCACAAGAGUAGAUGGCAAGUGGGAGGACAUGGAGUUCCUAUUGGAUAUGGCAGAAAUGGAUCCACACCCUGGGAUAAGACACAGAUUGGUUAGACUUAUAGUGCAAAAUCCUCCCUUUGAAAGGGCCCACAAACAUAGACUGGACAAGCCAGAUUUAGUCGACCGAAUUUGGAAUUUAAUAAAUGGAAUGCUGUCACAUGAUACUAAGCUAAGAUGCGACUUAGUAGAUCUGUAUUAUACUUUAUAUGGGAGUAAACGACCUCUCUGUCUGCCUAUUCCUGAGCUUGCGGCCAUGACAAGACCUAGGAAAGCAGGGCCUCAUGUUAGCCCAGAGCGCGAGAUAAAACCAAAUCCACUGCACACAAACUUUGAAGCGCCAGUUGGCGUCGAAACCGCACCUAUUUCCAAUAAGCGAAAAAUGUCUCCUACCAGAGAUACGCCUGGUUCGUCAAAUAAUGUACCUGAUUACAUUCCUGACGUUAAAAGACAAAAGGAUGAAAAAGUUCCUGGACCAAAUGAGGGUAAAGUGAAAUCGGAAUACUACAGUGACAACUCCGCGUCUCUUCCUGGAAUUAUGGGAACACAGGGUCCCGUCGGUUUUGAACCAGGCAUGUUCAAAAAAGAGCAAGAAGAUCAUAAGCAUAAAGGGGACACGUCCAAUAAGGGUAAAAAGAAAAAGAAAGACAAGAAAAAGCAUAAGCACAAACAUAAGCACAGGCAUGACCAUAGACAUGGAAAAGACAAGGACAAAAAGGAAAAGGAGAAAAGUAAAGAGAGGGACAAAGAAAAGGAUAAUAAAGCAAAGGAAAAGGAUUCGAACAAUCUCAAAGUGAAGGAUGAGACAUUGAGUUCUGCAAGCUCGAGUCCUAGCCCAGAUGCUACUACGGCUACAAACGAAUUUAUUUUUCCCUGAAUAAAAUUCCCUUUGCACUUCAUUUGAAAUCUUAGAUAGGUAUUUCUACAAACUUUUAUCAACACGCAUAAGUUCUAUUUUGAAGUAACUCCGGGAUGUAAAUCACUAGACGAUUAUUGUAAAUACAACUAUUGAUAUGAAA
Messenger RNA from Athalia rosae (coleseed sawfly), 4059 nucleotides. RefSeq names its product transcription initiation factor TFIID subunit 2 (gene Taf2). The transcript is spliced from 18 exons. Gene Ontology annotation, cellular component: transcription factor TFIID complex. NCBI's taxonomy places the organism in Eukaryota, Metazoa, Arthropoda, Insecta, Hymenoptera, Athaliidae. Gene Ontology annotation, molecular function: zinc ion binding; chromatin binding; transcription cis-regulatory region binding. The coding region runs from base 243 to 3917 and encodes 1224 amino acids. Gene Ontology annotation, biological process: transcription initiation at RNA polymerase II promoter. The record is from RefSeq and is a predicted model, not a curated record.